This is a messenger RNA of Manduca sexta (tobacco hornworm), 1244 nucleotides long. RefSeq names its product rRNA methyltransferase 2, mitochondrial (gene Mrm2). The transcript has 3 exons. Gene Ontology annotation, cellular component: mitochondrion. Gene Ontology annotation, molecular function: rRNA (uridine-2'-O-ribose)-methyltransferase activity. The record is from RefSeq and is a predicted model, not a curated record. NCBI's taxonomy places the organism in Eukaryota, Metazoa, Arthropoda, Insecta, Lepidoptera, Sphingidae. Gene Ontology annotation, biological process: RNA methylation. Bases 143 to 907 code for a protein of 254 amino acids.
CAGUGACAAAUGUGACAACCUGGUGACAACUGAUUGCUGUCAAACUGACGAACAAUUACGACUAUUUCCCUUUUCUUUGUUUGUUGUGCUAAUGUGUAUCGUCAUUUAUUUAUAAAUAAGUUUGUCAUUGUUUACGAAAUACAUGAGUAUUAAGACAAUGCUAUACUCGCGCACAGUCGUGAGUAAUGAGUUAAAUUUUACAAAAAUGUGUUUCGUAGUAAACUGUCUCAAAAGAUUUAAAAGCUCUCAGCAAUGGUUAAGUCGUCAAAGAGCCGAUCCAUACGUAGAAAAAGCCAAGAUAUACAAUUACAGAUGUCGAAGUGCGUUUAAGUUAUUAGAAAUGAAUGAGAAGACAAACAUUUUAAGACCUGGAUUAACUGUGAUCGACUUGGGGGCGUCACCAGGCUCAUGGACCCAAGUUGCAGUACAGAAAACAAAUGCUGACGGAGCUGACCCCACCAAACCAAAAGGAACAGUAUUGUCUAUUGACAAGUUACAAAUUUUCCCCAUAGAGGGGGCAACUAUAAUGAAUAACAUGGAUUUUUCCACAAUUGAAGCUCAUGACAAAGUUGUUGCUACAUUAGAUGGCAGAAAAGUAGAUAUAGUUAUGUCAGAUAUGGCACCCAGUGCCACUGGUGUUAAAGAACUAGAUAAGGAUCGAAUCAUAGGACUCUGCUAUAUGGCUCUUAGAUUUGCUGCCCUAGUCACCAAGAUAGAUGGUAACCUACUCUUCAAAGUUUGGGAUGGCAAAGAAGUUCCAAUAUUAGAAAUGGAUUUGGCCAGAUUUUACAAAAAUAUAAAAAUAUUGAAGCCAAAUGCAAGCAGAACUGAUUCUUCUGAGAAAUUUAUUUUAGCUAGAGGUUUUAAGGGGAUUCAAAGGCCAUUAGAGAAUGGUAGGUGGGGUUGAUUACUUGUGACCUGUGUUUAUGUCAAAUCUAAAGUUGGUCACUUAGUUAUAUUUUUAAACAGUAUACUUUUCAGGGUGAUAAGCUAUAACUACAAUCUUGAUCAUUAUCAACUUUGGGUUGGCUGUAGACAUUUGUGCCAUGUGUAGUAUUCUUUGUAAAUACAUAUUAGUUUUUAAGAUUAACUUUUAUAAUUAUGUGAGUAAUUAGUCAAUUUAUGAAUAAUAUAUCAUUGUUAGACAGUCUAUAUAGACUUUUUAUAGAAUUUUGAAAUGUUAACAAUUUACUUUCAUAUGAGGAAAAAGCAUGUUUAAAUAAAAGACUAUUUCUGCAUCAGCA